UCCAUUCGAGGACAUAUAGUUGAAGAGAUGGCCACAAGUCCUCUUCCAGGACCCAAUGACAUCCUGCUGGCUUCUCCAUCCAGCGCAUACCAGCCUGAUCCCUUGAGCCAGCCACGGCCGGGCCAUGCCAACAUGAAGCCCAACCAGGUGGGCCAAGUAAUUCUCUACGGGAUCCCCAUAGUGUCAUUGGUGAUUGACGGGCAGGAGAGGCUAUGUUUGGCCCAGAUCUCCAACACUCUAUUGAAGAACUUCAGCUAUAACGAGAUCCAUAACCGGCGGGUGGCCCUGGGCAUCACUUGCGUGCAAUGCACUCCAGUGCAAUUGGAGAUUCUGCGCCGGGCAGGAGCUAUGCCCAUCUCUUCUCGGCGAUGCGGCAUGAUCACCAAAAGGGAAGCUGAGCGCCUUUGCAAGUCUUUCCUGGGGGAAAACCGGCCUCCUAAACUGCCUGAUAACUUUGCCUUCGACGUAUCCCAUGAGUGCGCUUGGGGCUGCAGGGGCAGCUUCAUCCCCGCGCGUUACAACAGUUCCCGGGCCAAGUGCAUCAAGUGCAGUUAUUGCAACAUGUACUUUUCGCCCAAUAAGUUCAUCUUCCACUCUCAUCGAACUCCAGAGGCUAAGUACACGCAGCCCGACGCCGCUAACUUCAACUCUUGGAGACGCCAUCUCAAGCUCACCGAUAAGAGCCCUCAAGACGAGCUGGUCUUCGCCUGGGAGGACGUCAAGGCCAUGUUCAAUGGGGGUAGCCGCAAGAGGGCCUUGCCCCAGCCCGGCUCGCACCCGGCUUGCCAUCCUCUCAGCUCGGUCAAGGCUGCAGCGGCAGCGGCGGCAGCGGCGGCGGCAGUGGCGGGAGGCGGAGGGCUACUGGGGCCACACCUGCUCGGGGCACCGCCCCCACCUCCGCCGCCGCCUCCGCUAGCCGAACUGGCUGGAGGCCCGCACUCGCACCACAAGAGGCCCCGCUUCGACGACGACGAGGACUCCCUACAGGAGGCCGCAGUGGUAGCCGCCGCCAGCCUCUCAGCCGCUGCCGCCAGCCUCUCGGCCGCAGCUGCUGCAGGCAGUGCCGGAGUCGGCGUGGCCGGCGGAGGAGGAGGCGGAGCGGGAGGUGGUGGAGUAGGGAGCGUUGGGACCGGAGGAGCCGGGGGACCCGGGGGAGGCAGCAAAGGCCCCCGCAGCUAUCCUGUCAUUCCCGUGCCCAGUAAAGGUUCCUUCGGGGGAGUCCUGCAAAAGUUUCCUGGCUGCGGGGGCCUCUUCCCACACCCGUACACCUUCCCAGCGGCUGCCGCCUUCGGCCUAUGUCACAAGAAGGAGGACGGGGCAGCUGGGGCUGAGGCCCUGGGUGGAGGCGGAGGUGGGGCGGGCGGAGGUGCUGGUGGGGCCCAGAAAGCAGGGCUAUCGGGGCUUUUCUGGCCUGCGGGUCGCAAGGACGCCUUUUACCCGCCUUUCUGCAUGUUCUGGCCACCCCGGACCCCCGGCGGGCUUCCUGUGCCCACCUAUCUACAGCCCCCUCCCCAGCCCCCGACUGCUCUCAGCUGCGCCUUGGGUGACAGCCCGGCCUUGCUGCGCCAGGCCUUCCUGGACUUGGCCGAACCAGGCGGUGGCGGAGGGGGAGGAGGGGGAGGAGGUGCGGGAGGAGGAGGCGGUGGCAAUGGAGGCUCAAGUUCAGAAGCCCCUCCAGCUCCGGGGCAGCCACAGCCACCCGCGGGUGCUAACGGCGCAAGCUCCGGGCAGCCACCUCAGCCGUCGGGGGGAGCAGGCACGCGCGAACCUCUCUUCGAGUCGCCCUCGGGCAGUGGCGACUGCAGCGCGGGCUCCACACCUCCGGCAGAAGGAGCCGGAGGAGCUGGAGUGAGCGGAGGAACUGGGGGCAGUCGAGUGCCAGCACCUCACCAUGCUCAUCUUCUUGAAGGCCCAGGAGGCCGUAAGGCUGCUGGAGGAACGGGCAGCGGCAGCAGCGGCGGGUACCACCACUCCAGCGCCUUUCGACCAGUUGGGGGCAAGGACGACUCUGAGAGCUUGGCCAAGCUUCAUGGGGCUUCGGCUGGCGCGAGCGGGCAGCAUCAUCCGCAUCCGCCUCACCAUCACCAUCACCAUCACCACCAUCCGCACCAUCACCACCACCAUCACCACCACCAUCACCACCCGCAGCCGCCCUCCCCGUUACUGCUCCUGCAGCAACCCGAAGAGCCGGGCCCGGAGCGCCACCAUCCGGCCCCUCCGCCUCCACCUCCUCCCCCUCCACCUCCUCCUCCGCCCCCCCCACCGCCUCCACCUCAGCCCCACCACCGCCUCCUGUCCCCCGGGGGCACCAGCUGCAGCUACCCCAGUGAGGACAGCAGCGAGGACGAGGAUGACGAAGAAGAGGAGCAGGAGGUGGACGUGGAGGGCCACAAGCCUCCCGAAGGAGAGGAGGAUGAAGAAGAAGAAGGCCGGGACCCCGAGGAGGAUGACGAGGAGGAAGAGGGAGGAGGGGUGAUGCUUGGGGACCCCUUAGUUGGAGGCAGCCGUUACCUCCAAGGCCGAGGGCUAACGGAGAAAGGAGGCAGCCGCGACCGGCCAGCUGGCUCCUUCCCCCUAGUCCUUAACACCUCCAGGCUACAGCAGGAGGAAGAGAAACUAGGAGACCACGGCAGUCCAGAUCUGCAUCCUCCUCCUCCUCCACUUCCUCCUCCCCUUGCUGCUCAGAAAGGAGGAAGCGGCAGCAGUAGCAGCAGUGGAGGCAGCAGCCCCAGCAGCCCAGUCCACCAUCCAUCACUGGAGGAGCAGCCCUCCUACAAAGAUAAUCAGAAAACUAAAGAAGGUAACCCAGUAAUUUUACCUACAAAAGAAGACACCUUUUCAGAUAAGAACAAGGAGCAUAAUUUUUUCAUCACAGAUUCAGAGCCUUCAGGAGGAGAUUUCUGGAGAGAAAGAGCAGGUGAACACACACAAGAAACCAAUUCACCGCAUUCACUCAAAAAGGAUGUAGAAAAUAUGGGAAAAGAAGAACUUCAGAAGGUUUUGUUUGAACAAAUAGACUUACGGAGGCGACUAGAACAAGAAUUCCAAGUGUUAAAAGGAAAUGCAUCUUUUCCAGUGUUCAAUAAUUUUCAGGACCAGAUGAAAAGAGAACUAGCAUAUCGAGAAGAAAUGGUACAACAAUUACAAAUUAUCCCCUAUGCAGCCAGCUUGAUCAGGAAAGAGAAGCUUGGAACGCAUCUCAGCAAGAGCUAA
Antechinus flavipes (yellow-footed antechinus) is the source of this 3213-nucleotide messenger RNA. It is a transcript of the gene SKOR2, whose product is annotated as SKI family transcriptional corepressor 2. The coding region runs from base 28 to 3213 and encodes 1061 amino acids. Lineage: Eukaryota; Metazoa; Chordata; Mammalia; Dasyuromorphia; Dasyuridae. The transcript has 7 exons. The record is from RefSeq and is a predicted model, not a curated record. Gene Ontology annotation, biological process: negative regulation of BMP signaling pathway; negative regulation of transcription by RNA polymerase II. Gene Ontology annotation, molecular function: RNA polymerase II cis-regulatory region sequence-specific DNA binding; SMAD binding; DNA-binding transcription factor activity, RNA polymerase II-specific. Gene Ontology annotation, cellular component: nucleus; transcription regulator complex.